AGCAUGCGCACAGCCUCCCAGGCGAGGAUCGCUAUGGCAGCGGCGUCGCGGUGGGCUGGCUCUUGGUUCUCUUACCGCCGCCGGGCCGCCUACGCUGCCCACCCCACCGCUGCCUCUCGGGCAUGAGUGGGGCCUACCGCCGUAGCCCACUGCCUUGCCCGUCGCUUCCGCUGCAUCCUGACCGUGGGCCUGCGCCAGGAACAUGCCCCUGGCCGCCUACUGCUACGUGAGGGUCGUGGGCCGGGGCAGCUACGGGGAGGUGACGCUCGUGAAGCACCGGCGGGACGGCAGGCAGUAUGUCAUCAAAAAACUAAACCUCCGAAACGCAACCAGCCGAGAGCGGCAAGCUGCUGAGCAAGAAGCUCAGCUCCUGUCUCAGCUGAAGCACCCCAACAUUGUCACUUACAAGGAGUCGUGGGAAGGAGGAGACGGCCUGCUCUACAUCGUCAUGGGCUUCUGUGAAGGGGGCGAUCUGUACCAAAAGCUCAAGGAGCGGAAGGGCCAGCUGCUGCCCGAGCGUCAGGUGGUGGAGUGGUUUGUACAGAUCGCCAUGGCUUUGCAGUAUUUACAUGAAAAACAUAUCCUUCAUCGAGAUCUGAAAACUCAAAAUGUCUUCCUGACAAGAACAAACAUCAUCAAAGUGGGGGACCUAGGAAUUGCCCGAGUGUUGGAGAGCCACUGCGACAUGGCGAGCACCCUCAUUGGCACACCCUAUUACAUGAGCCCUGAACUCUUCUCAAACAAACCCUACAAUUACAAGUCUGAUGUUUGGGCUUUGGGAUGCUGUGUCUAUGAAAUGGCCACCCUGAAACAUGCCUUCAAUGCAAAAGACAUGAAUUCUUUAGUUUAUCGGAUUAUUGAAGGAAAGCUGCCACCAAUGCCAAAAGCUUAUAGCCCCGAGCUGGCAGACCUGAUAAGAACAAUGCUGAGCAAAAGGCCUGAAGAAAGACCCUCUGUGAGGAGCAUCCUGCGGCAGCCUUAUAUAAAACACCAGAUUUCCUUGUUUUUGGAGGCCACUAAGGCAAAAACCUCCAAAGCCAACAUUAAAAACGGUGAUGCCAAAUCCAAGCCUGUUGCUACAGUGGUCUCCAGGAGGACAGAAUCAAAUCAUGAAGCAGUCUACCCCCAGCUCCCCUCUGCUGAGCACCCCCAGACACGUGUAAUGAGCGAAGAUAAAUGUUUGCCCCAGGAGAAACCCGUCAUCAUUGGCCCCUUGAGGUUACCUGCUCCUCCAGAAGAGCACGCUAGCAAACCAGGUGUGAGCAGUGCCGCAGAAUCACUAGCUACCAUCAGCAGGGUGAAUAUUGACAUCUUACCUGCAAAGAGGAGGGGUUCAGUGAACAGUGACUUCGUUCAGAAGACUCACUCAGGACACUUAGAUACCUCUAGGGAGCUGGAAGAUAACUGCAGUGUUUCCCAAGUGGAAGCAGAGAGUCUGCAGGUUAACACUAACCACAGUGCCCAGCCUGAAAACUGGAUCCCCACACAGCCCUCUGAUGAUAGUAGUGGGGAAGGGACCAAAGCAGCAAAGCCAUCACAGCCUCUAAACAAAGCUCAAAAGCCAGAGCUCCAGGAUCAAGUUGCUGAUGAAGCUUUUAUAGAAAAACAGAGCAGAAUCCAGCCAGGUUUACAGCCACACAGCUGUGGGACUGAACCUUCCCUGUCUCGACAGCGGCGACAGAAGAAGAGAGAACAGGCUGAGCGUGGCGUGGGAAGGAGCCAGGUCAGCAGGAAGUUCCCAGGGGCAUCUCCUCGGCUUUUGCCUUCCCAUCCCAUGGUUGGAGAAGUGGAUACCAUACCAACACAACAGAAUGCUGAGUGCCCAAGUAGCACGGCCACUGUGUCUGUGAGCAGUAUGAGGGGCAGUGGGAUAGCAUCAUCAAAGGAUCGACCAUUAUCAGCCAGAGAGAGAAGGCGACUGAAGCAGUCACGGGAAGAGGUGUUCCCCUCAUGUGAAGGCCCUUCAGUGAGGAGAAGUCUGAGUGCAGUAGGGCCGGGGAAACUGCAGGAGGAAGGCCAGGCCUUCCCUGCCCGACGGUUCUCUUCUGACUACGGCAGUACACAGGAAAGAAAACGGAUUAAAUGUCUGUCUGAGGAUGAGUUAAGUUCUUCUACAAGUUCAACUGACAAAUCAGAUGGGGAUUCCAGGGAUGGGAAAAGUCAUACAAAUGAAAUGAGUGACUUGAUACAAUUGAUGACUCAAACCCUUAAACUGGACCCAAAAGAGAGCAGUGAAGAUCUCCCGGUACCAGCUCUAGGCUCAGAAUUCAGACUUAAUCGAAAGUAUCGGGACACACUGGUUCUUCAUGGGAAAGUUGCUGAAGAGUCAGGGCAACUCCGUUUUAAAGAGCUGCCCUCAGCUAUCAUGCCAGGUUCUGAAAAGAUCAGGAGAAUACUUGAAGUCUUGAGAGCUGAUGUCAUCCAGGGCCUAGGAGUUCAGCUUUUGGAGCAGGUGUAUGAUCUCUUAGAUGAGGAGGAUGAAAUGGAGAGAGAGCUCUGACAAUCUCAGGAGUUCCUGGUGUUUCUCAAUUUACUCCCAUCCUACAGACUGACAUUAUCUUGGAGUGGCACAUCUGCAGCAAUAUUUGGAGAAGAAAGCGGAGAGUUAAUUAUCCCAGGACAUCUCAUUUUCGCUAGUGGGUGCAAAGGGGUCAAGAGUUACAAGAAGCUGAAACUUAAGUUUUACAAAGAUCUGAUAUCUAACUCAUUUGAUGCAUACAGAACAAAAGGAAAGCACCGAUUGGGGUUUGGGCCAUAGUAUUUCCCGGUAAUUUCUUUGAAGCUAAACAGUUCUUAAAAUUGGGGCAGGCUCAUUUUAUGACAGAUCAUCACCGGAUCGGGAAGAGGUCACCAGAAACCCAAAUUCUUUAUGGUCUAUAAAUAGAUAGGUGAGGGGAGAGGGAGGCAAUAAGGCGCCAUACAGAACAGAAAACGGCGGUUAUAUGUAUCUAUCUUUCUGGGAGGGGAAUCAAGGUUAGGUAAAGGGUUAAACUCAUAUGCAAAUCUCUCUGCACACAAGCAAGUUACUUCAAACAAGUGUAAAUUAGUGGGUCAUCCUAGUUUUCUUUAGCUCUUUAGGGGAGAAUAGAGGUGCCUAACAGUGAUUAACAACCCUUGUUAGCUUGUUUUAGCACAACUUCUGUAGUUUGUAGAGGGCAACAAUGGUUAACAUAUCAAUUAGGUGAGAUUCUUGCAAUUCUUUACAGAGGAGAGUAUUGCUCAACAUAUCAAUUAGGUCACUUAACUUAUCAGUUAGGGAAAAAGGAUAAAAAAAACACAUUUAGUAAGCCACAUUGUAGGUUUGCUAUAAUACACAUAUAACGAAGCUGUUUUCUUAGAGUACAACACUUUCCAAAAAAACUGUACCAUUUUACAUUACUACCAGCAGUACCCAAAGUUCCACAUUCUUGUUUCAAGUGCUUUAUUUCUGUUUCUGUGAUGGUGGCUUUUGUUUUUAAUUCUAUUUGUGUGUUAUGUUACAUUAAUUGAUUUUUGGUGGUCAGCCUUACAUUGCUGAGGUGAUUCCCAUUUGGUCAUGAUGUAUACUCCUGAUGUUUUGCCAGACUCAAGCUUUCAAUGUAGUCUCAAUAUAUUUUAUAUCAUUGAUGAAUAUUGGGUAAGAUACUCAAUUUCAAGUUAUUUGUACAGAUGGUUAUGUUUAUUUAUUUUCUUUUUAUUUUAAAGAUAGUAAACAAAACAGAACAAAGCCAGUCGAAACAAAAGCAGCAAAAUUGGUACAGAACUUCAAAGCAGGAUACUAGGAAAACAACAAUACCUACCAUAAUAUAGCUUAUCUUCACAAUAGUUGUCCAUUGCAUCAGGUAUAGCAAAAUCAAACCAAAAACAAAAUAAUAAAACCAAUCAAAACAAUAUUGAAUCAAGCAAAACAUUUACAACAAAGCAAAACAGUGAGAACAAUAUUGACCUUCAAAUCAAGAUGGAAGGAAAUCCCCAUAUUUGUUAAAUUGCAUACUAUAAUCCUCUCAAGAGCCUGCAAAAUCAGCCAAACAAUACAAGCAUUUAGUUGCUUUAUGUACCUUAGUUGCUAUGCAUUCAGCCUGUCCUUUGAACCAGUAGGUUGCUUGGCAGUGGGGGGCGGUAUGUAUAUGAUUCUCAGCCCACAUGCCUAUAGGCUCACAUGAGGCACUAUCUGACUUUUCUCUUCUUGGAACCCACGUGUGUGUGUGUGACUCACCAGAAAGCCUGGCUAGUUGGCUUCUUGUUAGAUCCUGCCAGUCCCAGCAUGGCGGAUUCUCAGGAGGCACUGAUAAUUGUCUUCCUGGAAGCCACAUUUUAUUUUAGAGAGAAUAAAACCAAGCAAAAUAAAACAGAAUAAAGUCAAUCAAAACAAGACAGUGUAGGGGCUGGGGAUUUAGCUCAGCGGCAUAAACUCCUGCCUUGCAAGAAGGCAGUCGUGAGUUUGAUCCCCGGUACCAAUAAAAAGGAAAAAGACAAAACAAAACAAAAACAAAAAACAAAAAACCAAGACAGUGUAAGUAACAUAGGAUUUCAAAACAAGAUAAUAGAAAAUCAACAAUGGUUACCAUAAUGCCUCUUGUUUUAUUCAAAAUAGCUGCAGAUACCUUCAGACAUAGUAAAAUCAGACAUAGUAAAAUCAAACAAAACGAACAGAAAAGAACCAAUAAAAACAAAAUAAUGAAUGCAGUACAGGACUUCAAAACAAGGUAAUAGUAAAUCCAAAAUAGCUGCCAUACCUUUGAAAUAGCUGCCCAUUCCAUCAGAUACAACAAAAUCAAACAAGAUAAAUAGAAUAAAAUGCAACCAAACAAAACAAUGAGAAUGCUACAGGAUUUUGAAACAAGGUAAUAAGGAAUUAACAGUGGCCACCACCUUCAGAAGGAGAUCCCCCAUAGAUGCUACACUGCAUAUUGUUAUCCUCCGAAUAGCUGAUCAGACUACCAGUUUUAGACCUGCAAAGUCAGGGAAACACUAGACACUACAAGCAUUAGAUUGUAUUUUACCUCAUAAGCUAUCAUCACAGCCUGUGUUUCUCUGGAUCAGCUGAUCGCUUACUGGAGGUGGAGGACUAUGGGCUCUUCUUGUCUCCCUGCCUACACUUCUAAAGGGGCUGGCAUCUGGCUCUCCCCCAGUCAGUGUGUGUGUGGCACUGACUCACAGGAGGUCUUAGCUUCUCAUUGACUUCUUGUUCUCUUCCCCCACAGUCCACGAAUAGUGUGAACUCACAGGACAGGGCUUGUGUCUGGCUCCCCCGCAUUCAGCCUGUGCAUUGGGUGGACUCACAGGAGGUCUUAGCUUCUUGUUAACUUUUUGUUCUCCCCUGCAGUCCAAGAAUGGCCUUAUUUAUCAUUUUUGUUCUCCUUUUUAUUCUUGUGUAUAUAACUUAACAUCUGGAGUCUUUUCCUUAGCUUAAUGCAGUUGUGUUAUUGACAAAUAGAUUUCUUUUGUUAUCGACUCAACAAUAUAUACAUUUAAAAAUUAUAGUAAAUUAUACAUAUUUAAAAUUUACCACAUUAGCCAUUUUUAAGUAUAUAGUUUACUUGCAUUAAAUAUGUUCACAUUGUUGUGCAGCUGUUACCCAUCUUCUGAACUUUUUCAUCUUGCAAAAGUGAAACUCUGCAUCUGUUAAACAAUAUGAGAUAUGUUAAAAAAUGGUAAAUGUUUACUUUUUAAGUAAAUUAUUACAAUAAAAUAUAAAUUGCUGUUAAUUCCUUUAAAAUACUCCCAUUCACAUUGAGCAUACUUAUCCCUUUUUCUUGUCACUUUCUUUUUUUUUAAGAGUAAACAAUUUUUUUAAAUUUUUAUUUUAAAGGGGGUAAAAUUAAACACAACAAAACAGAACAAAAUAGGACAUAAGAAAGCAAUGUAAGAGACAUAAAUUUCAAAGCUAGAUGACCUGAGAUCUUCACUGUCUAUCAUAUUGUCUCUUGUUUUCUUCCAAAUAGUUAUCCAUUGUCUUUUCAUACAGAGAAUUCAUACAAAACAACAUAGUAUAAAACUGAUCCGAACAGAAUGAGGAAGGCCAUUUUAGGUCUUCAAAACCAGGCAAUAGGGAAGUCACUAAUGGCUGUCAUAGAGUCUCUCGUUCUCUUCAAAAUAGCUAACUAUACUUUCAUGUAUAUUGAAGUUCAACAAAACAAAACAGGCAGGGAGGAGGGGUUGCUUGAUUUCCCAGUGUUCCAGGUCCCAGGAUGGCUCGAGUCCCAGUAAAUGCUGGUGGCUCCCAACCUGGGCCGCUGCAGCCUGCCACACUCACAGCUGCUCAUGGUGUGUGUGGGGGGUGCGUUUGCUUCAAGCUGUUUCUUUCCAGUGAAUUGACCAUUUCACUGCCCAAGUUCUGAAAUGGCCAACAGACCACAGAAAGACAUCUCUUUAGGCUCCUGCUUGAAACCAACAGCAUCAGGAAGCUGACAGUCUUGAUUCAGGGCCAGAAGAGUAAACAAAUUUAAUUUGACUGUUAAACUUGUUCAAAAGCAAAUUAUUGGUAUACAGUAUACCAGAGGCCAUAAGAGGUUUAUGGCCUUUGAAAUAAAAAUUCCAUGCAGCAAUUUAACCAAUGAAAUAAUGCAGAAGAUGAUCUGUGUGUAAAGAUAAUACUAAAAAUUUGAAGCAAGAGUUUUCUGUACAGUAAAAGAUAACUGGGGGCUGGGGAUUUAGCUCAGUGGCAUAAGCACCUGCCUUGCAAGCAGGCAGUCGUGAGUUCGAUCCCGGGUACCGAUAAAAAGGAAAAAGACAAAAAAAAAAAAAGUAUAAACAAUAAAAGAUAACUGUGAACACUUAGUAACAGGGAAAUGCUUAUACAUAUUGAAUAUCCUUUAUUUGAAUAUCCAGAGUGCUCUAAAAGCCAAAUUGGCUUAGAACUUGUUGGUACUCAAAGAAAUUUCACAGUGCUGUGUGUGGUGGCACACACCUAUAAUUCCAGCACUCGAGAGGCUGAGGCAAGAGGACUGCUGUGAGUUCAUGGCCAUCCUGGACUGUAUAUUGAGUUUAAGGCAGCCUGAACUAUACAAUAGACUCUACCUUGAAAAAACUUUUCUUUCAGAGUAUUUCAGAUUUUUAAAUUAGGAAUAUUCAACCAAUGAAUUCUUUGCAAGUAUCCCAAAUAUGAAAAACAUUGAAAUUUGAAACUGGUCCCGUGUAUUUUGCAAAAAAAAUUUUCUCAACCUACGAUAUCAAAAUGGAGAAAGUGAGACUCAAUCUGCUAGUGUAUGGUGAUGUCUUGCCACCUUCUGAAGCAGUUGUAGAAUCCUUUCACGAGUGUCUUUAGUUGCACUGUUGUAGCUGCUUUGACAUCCUGCAUCAGUUCAGAACUUUAAUCUUUCACGGUCAUUUGGACUUUGGGAAAGUGCCAGAAGUUGCAUGGUGCCAGAUGCAGUGAAUGUUUGAUGAGGACACACUGUAAUAUUUUUUUUUUCUUUUUUCUUUUUAUUGGUACCGGGGAUCGAACUCACGACUGCCUGCUUGCAAGGCAGGUACUUAUGCCGCUGAGCUAAAUCCCCAGCCCCACACUGUAAUAUUCUUAUGAAUCUGUCUUUCUACUGGAUGACUCUCAGCAGUAGCAUUCACUGUACUUUUUGUUUGUUUUGAGAUAGGAUCUCUAUGUGUUUCAGGCUGGCCUUGAUAUCUCUAUGCAGCCAAAGCAGGUCUCAAACUCAGAGCAUUCCUCUUGCCUCAGCCUUCUGAGUGCUGGGAAUACAAGCAUACACUGCUACACCCAGCUUCACUAUAAUUUUAAUGAAUAUUAUUAAGAAUAGGGCAGGAAAGAGGAUUUGCAGAGUUGCUUCAGAAAGUGUUAAGAAUGAUGGGAUAAGUGUGUUUGAAACAAGGGGAAGUAUUGUGAAGAUGUCAGUAAUGAUGUGCCUUUUACUGUAACAAAUUUUGCUAUUUAGACUUCACGGUAUUUUUAGACAGUGCUUUCUAAAGCAUCAUUCCCUGCUUCUGUCAGUCCCUGGCAUCUACUUUUCUACUUUCAUCUCUCCAGUUGACUGAGCAGUUAUAUAAAGCCUAAGUGUACCAUCUAGAAACAGUCAUUUGUCCACAAAGAAAACUCUAGGCUCAGAUGGCUAUGCUGGUGAAUGCUUCCGACCAUUUAAGAAAGAUAUAAUGCCAAUACUAUGCAAAUUCUUCCAGAAAAGUUUAGGAGGAGAUACUUCCCAGCUCAUUACACAAGCCCAGCUCAACCCUGAUCCUAAAAUCAAACAAGUAUACUACAUGAAAAGAUAUUAGAUCAGUAUCACUCAUAAAUCACUUCAUGGUUUUAAUGAUGUUUUUCUGUUUUUUAUUUCAGCCCUAAUAUUUAUUAUUUAUUUACUUCUGAUAUGGGUUUAGUUCUUUUUUGAGUUCCUUAAAUUGUAAAAUUAGGUUUUCAUCUGAAAUCUUCUCUCCACAGUGAUGGAACAUUCUUCCUUUUUUUUCUUUUGGUAUAGGGGAUGGAACUCAUGACCUUGCACUUGCCAGGCAGGCACUUAUGCCGCUGAGCAAAACCCCUGGCCCCUGGGACAUUCUUUAAUAAAUAUUAAUAGCCAUAAAGUUCCACCUUACCACUGUUUUAACCAAAUCCUGUGUUUGAUGUAUUGUGUUUUAUUUUCACUUGUCUGUAGUUUUUUUUCAUGACUUCCUCUUUGACCCACUGAUUGUUUUGGAGUAUGAUGCUUAGUUUCCACCAUUUGUCAGUUUUUUAGUUUUCUUUGUUACUGGCUCUUAACUACAUCCCUUGUGGUUAAAGAAGAUGCUAUCUUUGGGCUGGGGAUUUAGCUCAGCAGCAUGAGCAUCUGCCUUGCAAGCAGGCAGUCAUGAGUUUGAUCCCUGGUACCAGAAAAAAGAAAAAAAUAAAAAUUAAAAAAAAAACUUAAAAAAAAGAUGCUAUCUUUCAAAAGCUACUGAGACUUAAUCACAUCCUAGUUUAUGCUCUGUCAUGGAGAAAGUCUGAAUAAGCUUGAGAAAGCUCAGUAAAAGGGUCAAAAACUGUCCUUUUCUGGAUCUACCCAAUCUGUUGCUGGGUAGAGGUUGGCAUGUAUCUGUUAGAUCUCAUUGGUUUAUUAAGUCUUGUGUUAGUCACCUGUUGCUGUGACUGAGUCAUCAACUUAAAAAUGAGAACGAUUUAUUUGGAUUCUAGUUUUGGUUUCAGAAUGGCUAGUUUGUGGCUCGUGGGCCUAUGGGAGGAAGUGUACCGUGCUGGUAGUAAGUGGUAGCGGAAGCUGCUCAUCUCAUUGCAGCUGAGAAGCAAAGAGAAAGGAAGAAGAGGAGCUUGGCCCCAGGAUCCCUUUCUGGGGCAUCUCUCCAGUUACCUACCUUCUUCUAUGAGGCCUUCCCUCUAAGGGGUGGCACCUCCCAACAGUCCUGGAGCUGAUACCAUGUGCUUUGGGAGACAAUCAAGAUCCAAACUAUUGCAUGUUCUCUGUUUUUAAAAUUAUCCUCUGCCAAAUUAUUCUUUCAGGGAUUGAAUAGGGCAUUAAAUCUCCACUGUUAUUCAAUUCCGCUCUUUUUUUUUUUUAAGAUAUUUUAUUUUAUUUUGUCUUUUUGAGACAGGAUCUCACUAUGCAAUGCAGGCUGGCCUUGAGCUCACUUUAUAGCCCAAGCUGUUCUCAAACUUGCAAUGAUCCUCCUGCCUCAGCCUCCGAAGUUCUGGGAUUACAGGCAUAUGUCACCACACCUGACUUUGUUUUAUAUAUUUUAAAGAUUGUAAUUAUUCUAUCUUCUGGUUAUAUUGAAUCUGUUAUUAACAUAUGAUAUGUUUGCUUCUUUCACCUUUUUUUUUUUUUUUUUUUGAGACAGGGUCUUGCUGUGUAGUUCAGGCUGCCCUUGAAUUUACUUUUAGCUCAGGCUGACCUAGAAUUUGCAGCAGUUCUCCUACCUCAGCCUCCCAAGUUCUGGGAUUACAAGCAUAUACCGCCACAGCUGGCCACUUGCAACCCUAUUUAAUUUAAAGCCUAUUUUGUUUUCUCUGUUUCGGUUAGUAUUUGUAUGGAGUAUCUUCUUCAACCUAUUUGUAUCUUUAGAUCUAGUCUUUCAUUGACUAAAUUUGUAUCUGUUGUUAUUUUAGUCCAUUCUGCCAUCUCCCCCUUUUGAUUGGAACAUUUCUUCCAUUUAUGUUUAAAGUGAUGAUUGAUGAGAGUCUCUGAUUUACUGUUUUCUAUCAACUGUGUGACCUUUAUCUCUUACUUCCUACAUUACUAUCUUGUUUUAUGUUUACCAUAAUUGAUUAUUUUAUUGUGAAAUAUUUUAAUAUCCUAUGCAUUUCUCUUUUUUUCCUCUUUUUUAUCUUUACUUUUUUUUUCCUUUUUUGCAAAUAUGGUUACAAUGGGGAAAGUGAGUGUGUGUAUGUUACUUUUCUCUUGUUGCUGAGACAAAAUACUCAACACUCAAAGGAGGAAAGGUUUAGUUAGCUUGAAGUUUAUAGAGGUUUUUAGUCCAUAAUCAGCUGGCUCCAUGGCAGGAUGACGAUGACAGAGGAGCAACAGUUCAUGGCAGCAAGAGAGGAGAGAGAGCAGCAGCAAUAAGAGAAGGCUCUUUCUGUCUCUUACGUUGUAUACAGGGUAACUGCCCUAGGGCAAGCAGAGCACUCACCCUUAAUCCCACCAUUGGACCACAAAUCAAUCACAAACUCUAGAUUCAACCACGUCAGACAAGUCUGCCCCACCCCAUGAUUCCAUGAAGCUUUGGGGGAACAUCUAGACAAAUCUUGCUAUGCAGUUCAAGCUGGGCUUGAACUCACUAUCAAGUCAGGCUGGUUUGCAGGGGCCUUCCUGCCUCAGCAUCCAGGGGGCAGGGAUUACAAGUGUGUGCCACCACAUUCAGCCAGGGGAUUAUAUUUAACAUCCUAUAAUUAUAAUACUUCAAUGUGAAUUUAUACCAGCUCAACCUCAAUAACAUGCAGAAACUCUCCCUCUGACAGGUCUGUCCCAAUUUCUUGCAGUUAUUGUUACAAAACUAUAUCUUAAAAACAAACUAUAUCCUUAUAUAUUGUGUCUAAAACAUACACAGUGUGAUAAAAAUACAGUGAAUACUAAAUUAAAACUUUAUAGUAAAUUAUUCCCCUCAAAAUACUCUCACUUAGAAUAUCCCAUAAUUCUUGCUGCUUUCUUGAUGGUUCUAGUUCUAGAAGUUCUUUUCAUGAGUGACUCUAGAUGAGCUAUCAUAGCUGCCUUGAAAUCCUGAAUGAAUUCAAAAUGUUUACUUUUUCAUGGUCACUUUGAGCAGGAAUUCACACAGUACCAGAUCCUGUGAAUACGUUUAUUCACAAAAUAAAUUCACGUAGUAGUGUUUUUACGAGCCUGCCUUUCCCUUGGAUGGCACUUGGCAAUGGCACACACUGUAUUUUUGAUCAUACAUUGUGAAGACACUCAAAAGAGGACUCCCAGAAUUGCUUCAGAAAGGAGCAAGCGUGAUGGAAUAAGUGUGUUUGAGGUGAGGGGAUAUUUUGAGGGAUGUUAAUGGCAGUGUUUUUUUUUUUUUUUAAUUUACACAUUCACUGUAUAUUUCUGUUAUGCCUUAUAAACCAGUAAGUGGUUUCUAAAAAUUAAAAAUAUGGAAUUAUAACCCAAAGUCACAAUAAUAUUAGCUUUUAGACUAAUGAUUUAAAUGUAUUAGUGUCUUAAACCAUGGAGCAUACACAAGGUGAAAUUGCAAACCAUUGUUACACUAAUACCAGCUUUUAUAAUUGUCCAUAUAUUUAUAUACACCAAAAUAUUCAUUUAUUUUUAAAAUUUGCUUUUUAAAAAACCGUUGGCCAUUAGAGACAUACAAAUUAAAACAACUCUGAGAUUCCACCGGACUCCAGUAAGAAUGGCUGUUAUCAGGAAAUCAGAUAGUAACAAAUGCUGAUGAGGCAGUGGGGAAAAAGGAAUUCUGGAGAGUCCUCAGAAACUCAAACUAGAAACUUCUUUCAAUCCUCUCUUCUAGGUAUUUUCCUGAAAAAGUUAAAGAUAUCAUAUUACAGUCAUACAUACAUACAUAUCCCCAUUUCUAGCAGCACAACUUAGAGUAGCUAAAUCUUGGAAGUGGCUUCUGUGUCUAAAAACAGAUGAAUGGGUAAAGGAAAUGUGGUAUUUAUACACAGUGGAUUACCAUUCUCACAUAUCCUUUAAGUGAGUCAUUUGUAGGAAAAUAUAACUUAAAUAUCACAUGGCUUCUCUUACAUUAGAAACCCAAAUAUAAAUAAAGUUCAAAAGAAAAGAUGGACAAUAGGAAAUAGGGAGGUAGAUCUUUUACAAACAGGAAGGGACUGAGAGAUGGAGGAAGAGAGGGUAAGGGGAUUAAAAAAGAAUUAAAGUGUGUUGUGUGAAUGUACCAACUCCCUACAAGUGUGAUCAUUAUGUAAUGAAGAUGUGUACUAAUAAAGAAUAAAAACUGAAAAGAAAUAAAUAUUUUUUAUUUUAUUUUAUUUUUUUGAGACAGGGCCUUGCUAUGUGGUUCAGGCUGGCCUUGAGCUCACUUUGUAGCCCAGGCUGGUCUCGAACUUGCAACCAUCCUCCUGCCUCAGCCUCCUGAGUGGUGGGAUUACAGGCAUGAGCCACCAUGCCUGGCUAAUAUUUUUUAUUUUUAAUUGACAAA
Messenger RNA from Cavia porcellus (domestic guinea pig), 12531 nucleotides. RefSeq names its product NIMA related kinase 4 (gene Nek4). NCBI's taxonomy places the organism in Eukaryota, Metazoa, Chordata, Mammalia, Rodentia, Caviidae. Gene Ontology annotation, molecular function: protein kinase activity; ATP binding. Gene Ontology annotation, biological process: protein phosphorylation. The coding region runs from base 203 to 2500 and encodes 765 amino acids. The record is from RefSeq and is a predicted model, not a curated record. The transcript is spliced from 15 exons.